This is a messenger RNA of Telopea speciosissima, 859 nucleotides long. Its product is annotated as LOB domain-containing protein 25. Bases 304 to 858 code for a protein of 184 amino acids. The record is from RefSeq and is a predicted model, not a curated record. NCBI's taxonomy places the organism in Eukaryota, Viridiplantae, Streptophyta, Magnoliopsida, Proteales, Proteaceae. The transcript is spliced from 2 exons.
CUCCCAUUUAUUUACCCCCUUGUCCUUUCUCUUUCCUUUUCUAUUCACUAAAAAUGCUCUUUGCCUUCAUCCCCCAUCAUCCCUUCCCUUUAGCUACUGAAAAUUUUCUGUCCCUUCCUUCUCCAAUUAGGGUUUCCUCUUUUAGGACUCAAACUUCAGUGAACUGUUACCAUUCAAUAGAAACAGUUCCAUUGAUCUCGGAAGAAUCAAAUAACAGAUCUUGAAAGAGCUCAUACAAGGGAAAAAAAAAAAGUACUACUCGUUUCUUUUCUGGUCAAGAAACCCAGAUCACAGACAGUAAAGAUGGCUUCAUCAAGCUCUUCCAGCUCACCCUGUGCGGCUUGCAAGUUCUUAAGGAGGAAGUGCAUGUCUGGUUGCAUCUUUGCACCUUAUUUCCCACCAGAAGAGCCACAGAAAUUUGCUACUGUUCACAAGAUCUUUGGUGCUAGUAAUGUUACAAAGAUACUCAAUGAACUCCCCCAACAUCAAAGAGAAGAUGCAGUGAACUCCCUUGCCUACGAAGCCGAAGCAAGAAUUAAAGAUCCAGUCUAUGGAUGUGUAGGGGCUAUCUCUUUCCUACAAAGACAGGUUCAAAGGCUUCAAAAGGAAUUAGAUGCUGCCAAUGCUGAUCUGAUUCGAUAUGCCAGUAACCAAAUUCCGGCGGCAUUGCCUGCACAGCUUCAAAUACCCAUACCUCGCCGGAGGUCUUUGGACUUUGGUAGAAGGAUGGGAGAAGGUGGAGGAGGUUCUUUUUACCUGGCUUCUGAUUUGCCUUUUCAAUACCCUCCUCCUCCUCCCCCUUGGCCUGAUAAUCCUUCAGGAAAUAUUCAUGGUGGUGGUGGUGGUGGCAAAAUGUGAA